This is a messenger RNA of Mytilus californianus (California mussel), 1534 nucleotides long. Its product is annotated as salivary glue protein Sgs-3-like. The coding region runs from base 1 to 1323 and encodes 440 amino acids. The transcript is spliced from 5 exons. Lineage: Eukaryota; Metazoa; Mollusca; Bivalvia; Mytilida; Mytilidae. The record is from RefSeq and is a predicted model, not a curated record.
AUGACCUGGGGAAACUGGGAAAGUGGACAAGGACCAGGAAACAGAGGAUUUCUUUUCUCAAGUGGAGCAUUGGAAGAUUGCGCCGUGAUUCGCCGAGAUGAUAACUAUAAAUGGCAUGACUACCCAUGCAACUUUCCAAAAUAUCAUUACAGCAGUAUAUGCGAAUACAAAUUUAUACCAACCACACCUAGAUCAACGACUAGUCUGCCUAAAACCACAUCUUUAUCUGUUAAAACUUUUCCAUUGACUACUGUCAUAAAAUCCAGGUCUUCUACUAUUCUGUCAACAACAACUCCAACAAGGACAACAUCAAUAUCAACUAAUCAGAAGCGAACAACUACACCAACAAAUACACCUGCAACCCAUUCAACAUCAACACCUAAACUCACAACUUUGCCAAGGGCAACAACUGAUUCAACAACCCCGUCAACGACGACACAUGUAUCGAGUACUAUGUCACCAACAACACCUGAACCGACCACACAGUCAAUGACUACACAUGCACGAACCACUCGGAAAUCGACAACACCUGCACCGACUACUCAGUCGAAGAAGAUAACUACACCAACUACACAGAAAUCGACCACAAAAUUAUCAACUAGACACACAUCGACAACAACUUCACCAACUACUCAGUCAACAAAACCACCUGCACUAACCACUAACUUGGUAAAGGCGUCAUCAACGUCAUUACAAGCUACAACCCGUGUUCCAACGACUUUUGUAUCGUCGACAUUAACUCCAAAAGUAAAUUCACCUAAAUUAACAACAACUCAGUCUCCUGUAUCUGCAUCAACAACUCAAGAAACAACACCUUCAACAACAACUAAUCAACCAAUGCGAACGACGAAAGCGAAGACGACUUUGUCACCGACACCUAUUCCAGCAACGAGACCAAAGAAGGCUUCGCGGUCAAAAUCACCGACACCUGUUCCAACAAUGAGACCUACAACUAUUCACGGAAUGAAAAAGAAGACGGCUAGACCAAAUACUCCACUAACUACACAACUAGUCACCAAUCAAGGCGGUCCCUUAAGACGCAGUGCCACCGGACAGAAACCAACACACAAGUCAAAUACAGGUUACAUCAUCGGUGGAGUUUGUGUGGCAGUUGUGGUAGCAGGUAUUAUUGUUGCAGUUUUUGUCAUCAGAAGGAGAAGGAUAUCAUUAAAUGAUGUAAAAGGAAAAGUACAUGGAGCAGAAAAUCCUAUGUAUAGUGUCAUGUAUGACGAUACAUCAAUACCACCAGUAGGUGCUGAUAUUCAGAUAAAUGAUAUUUAUGAACCGACAAAGUAUUUAACGAAUGGAGAAUCCAUGUCUUAAACUGUGUUUAAUAACAUAAAAUAGAUCUGCAUUUAAUACUGAAUAAUUGAAUGAAUGCUUAGUUUUUAAAAUGUGUAUGCUUGUGUUGUUGAAUAUGAUUAUUUUGUAUACUUGUGUAUUGAAGCUUGUGUGUAUGCCAUGUCUUACAUGUAUGUAUGUCUAUAUAUUAUCAUAUCUUAUGUUUUAAGUUUGUCUUUGUCGGUUUAAAAGC